Messenger RNA from Tilletiopsis washingtonensis, 360 nucleotides. RefSeq lists its product as hypothetical. The annotation marks the transcript as partial. The transcript has a single exon. Lineage: Eukaryota; Fungi; Basidiomycota; Exobasidiomycetes; Entylomatales. The record is from RefSeq and is a predicted model, not a curated record. Gene Ontology annotation, molecular function: zinc ion binding; nucleic acid binding.
UUUAUUCCUUGCCUUUGUCCCCCUUGGCAGGGCCAUCUUGCCUCUCAAUGUCCCUCCAACGCCGGGCGCGGCGUGUAUCCGCGCGGCGGCAGCUGCAAGCUGUGCUCGAGCGUGCAGCAUCUGGCGCGCGACUGUCCGCUCUCGCUGCGCGCCCAGCCGGCGGGCGCGGCGGCGCUGGGCAUUGCCGCCAUGACGGGCGCGCAGCAUUUGGGCCAAGGAGAUCGAGAAGCUGGAGCAGACGAGGAUGACUUUCAUCAGCUGGCGAGAAGAAGAGUGCAGCUGGCGAGGCAGGAGAAGAUCAAGUCUUCAACGACGACGACGACGACGACGCGAGGCGAGAAGAAGGUCAUCUCGUUCUGA